AUGAAGAAGACUCGUAAGUUUGGCCGCUGGUCGGAGCUACCAAUGGACAUGUUGAGAUCUGUGUUGGAACUUCUGACUAUUAGGGAUUUCCACCGCACUAAGAUAGCGUGUUGGAAUUGGUACUUGUGUUCCAAGCAAAUAUUGCGGCCAAAAUACGGAUCUCCUUUGCUCAUGUUGUCUACAGAAGAGGGUCGUUGUCAUAUGUACAGCCCAGGCGAAGAUAGGGUUUACGAGACGAAGAGUGACUUUUCAGGGUAUCGAUUCCUUGGAAGCUCGGGUAGGUGGUUCCUGGCGGCAGAUUCUCGAUCGCAACUCUCUAUUAUAGAUGUGUUUAGCGACGAGAGGAUCGAUCUUCCACCUGUGGAGUCGAUCAAGGGUGAUCUGAGAGGGGUUUUGUGGGUAGACGAGAAGAAUGGAGACUACGUCGUUGUGUGGCAAUUUGGCAGUCACGAGUUUCUAGGGUUUUGCAAGAAAGGGGAUGAUCAUUACCGUGAGAUUACAACACAUAUCGGUGUUCCCGUGGAUUUAAAGGGCGUAUAUGAUAUGGUACUCAAAGGUUACAGUCUUUACGUCCUUACGGUCCAUAAGUACAUUCGACACCUGGAUUUGUCUGGACAAGAUGGUUUCAAGGAUGUGUCCGAGAACCAAAGAUUUCCAGUGAAGACUCGAGAUCUGUUUAGCGAAAACAUUGUUGUGAAAACAUCAGGAGAAGUUUUGUGUGUCCGUAGCAAAGUUCACGAGACGUCAAGCUUUACAAGGCGUAGGACGUUCCACGUCUACAACACGUAUCCAGAAGAUCGAGACCCGGGUACCUACUACUACGACGGCGACAUUGAGUUAAAAUCUCUACGUGGUGAGGCAUUGUUUUUGGAUUUGGGUAUCCCAGUGAAAGUGGCUCCUGACCAUUCCCUUGGUAUCGAGCCAAACUCCAUCUAUUUCAGCCGCGGUGACCGUUACUGUCACAAGAAAGUUUCAUGCCUCGACAUGUGUGUGUACAAUCUUGCAACAAAGACCAGCAAACCCUUCCCCGGUCUCUCCAACUUGAAAGUCAAGGAUGCUCUGUGGUUUCUCCCUCGGUGA
This is a messenger RNA of Microthlaspi erraticum, 1080 nucleotides long. The record is from the annotation of a GenBank genome assembly. Lineage: Eukaryota; Viridiplantae; Streptophyta; Magnoliopsida; Brassicales; Brassicaceae.